Messenger RNA from Lycium barbarum (goji berry), 9610 nucleotides. Its product is annotated as TMV resistance protein N-like. Gene Ontology annotation, biological process: defense response; signal transduction. NCBI's taxonomy places the organism in Eukaryota, Viridiplantae, Streptophyta, Magnoliopsida, Solanales, Solanaceae. The transcript has 8 exons. The coding region runs from base 40 to 5202 and encodes 1720 amino acids. The record is from RefSeq and is a predicted model, not a curated record. Gene Ontology annotation, molecular function: ADP binding; protein binding.
CUUCUUUCACAUAUUUUCGCAGAUAACCAACAUUUCCCCAUGGCUUCCCAAAUUCAAUCAGUCAAAAGAUGGAAAUAUGAUGCAUUCCUGAAUUUUAGACAGGAAGACUUCGAGGGAAGCUUUGUUACCGAUCUUUACAAACGUUUGGAAGACAUGAGAAUCCAUGCAUUCAAACACGAUGGAAAACAAUCUUCAACAGAAAUCUUAGAAGCCAUCAAGGAAUCAAGAAUUGCCAUUACUAUAUUCUCUAGGAACUAUGCUGAAUCCAGCUGGUGCUUGGAAGAACUCGCUACGAUCAUGGAGUACGUUGACAACGAGGGACAGGAAUCCUUCUUGCUCUUCUAUAAAGUUGAACCAUCAUAUGUAUUGCGGCAAAUACGCACCUUUCCAGCCACUAUUGAUUGGAAGAAGCGGCUCAAGUGGAUGGAGGCAGCCCACAAGGCGGGAUUAAAAGUAGAUUGUUACCCUCCCCAACUCCAACUUAUCCAUUGGAAUGAAGAAUUUAUUCAGGAAAUUGUUGACAAGAUUUUUCAGGUCCCAAUUAUUGCAAAAUAUCACGUGGGAAUCAGAUCUCGUGUAGAGGAAGUAAAAUCAUUGUUGAAUAUUGAAUCUGGCGGUGUUCAUUACAUAGGGUUAUGGGGGAUGGCUGGUGUAGGGAAGACAACCAUUGCCAGAGCACUUUUUAAUGAGAUCUCUUGUCAAUUUGAAGGGUCUUGUUUUCUUGCAAAUGUUAGGAGAGCCUUGGAAAAACAUGGGCCGGAAGGCGGCCUACAACAUUUGCAACAGAAGCUUCUUUCUAAGAUCUUGAAAUACUCUGUGAAAGUGGCAAAUUUUGCCAGAGGAGGCAAAAUGAUAAGCGAAAUGCUUAGCUUCAAGAAGGUUCUAGUUGUUAUUGAUGAUAUGGAUGACUGCCACCUGUUGGAAUAUUUAGCUGGAAAACGUGAUUGGUUUGGUGAUGGCAGUAGGAUCAUUACAACAGCUAUAAACUUUGACUUACUUAGCAAGCAUGAUGUGUUAUAUCGUGUCCCAGAACUGACUAACCAUGAGGCAUUAGAACUUUUUAGUUGGUACGCCUUUCAUCAAGGAACUCCGGUUAAAGACUUUGAAGAAUUCUCGUGUUGUGUAGUAGAUUAUGCUGAAGGCUUACCCUUAUCUCUGGAGGUCUUGGGUAAUUUUCUAUACAAUCAAGGGAUGGAAGAACAGAGAAGUGCAUUAGAUAGACUCAAAGAUUUCAGAGAUGGCAAACUUGUUAGGCUACUCAGCUUAAGUCUGGAUGCAUUGGGUGAUGAAUACAAGAAUAUGUUUCUUCAUAUUGCAUGCUUCCUUAGAGGAAAAAGAAAAGAAGAUGUGAUUACAGUACUGGAUAGACUUGGCUUCAAGUCAGUAAAUGGAAUAGAUGUCCUUAAAAGAUCAUUUUUAUAUAUCUCAGAAGGAAAGAUUGAGAUGCAUGAUUUGAUAGCACAAAUGGGUCAGCAAGUGGCACGUGAUGCUGAGCAGGGAAAGCCAUGGAAUUGCAGUAGACUAUGGCAUGAAAAAGAUGUGAAAACUGUUCUUUCUGCUAAUCAGAUUACCAGAACUCUUACAUUUCCCAUGGCUCCCCAGAAUGAAACGAUUAAAAAAUGGAAAUAUGAUGCCUUUUUGAGCUUUAGAGGGGAUGACACUCGCAAUAACUUUGUUGCCCAUCUUUAUAAACGUCUGGAAGACAUAGGAAUCAACGUAUUCAAAGAUGAUGUGAAACUUGAAAGAGGUAAGUUCAUUUCAACAGAACUCUUGAAAGCCAUUGAGGAAUCUAGAACUGCCAUUAUUAUCUUCUCCGAGGACUAUGCUUCAUCCACCUGGUGCUUGGAGGAGCUCACAAUGAUCAUGGACUGUGUUGACAAGAAGGAACAGAAAGCAUAUCCUGUCUUCUAUAAUGUCGAGCCAUCAGAUAUACACAUAAAAGUUUUUAUGUGUGAAGGUGAGAGCAGCAGCUUUUUUAAAGCGUUGGAAAAACGCGAGGAAGAUUUCAAGGCUAGUUUUGAGAAGUUGGUAACCAAACACGAGGCAGAUUUCAAGUGUGGUCUGCAGAAGGUAUUAGCCAACAAGACAGAUCGUGCACUCAGAAAAAAAGACAAGACAAAUCUCAAGGAUAAUUUGGAGAAGGUGCAGAGGUGGAAGGAUGCUCUACGUAGAGCUGCUGGUAUAGCAGGACUGGAUGUUCGUAAAACUGCUAACGGGAAUGAAGCAGAAUCUAUUGACAUGAUUAUAAAUGAUAACUUCCGAAAUAUGCACCAUAGCGUUUCAGCAACUGAAAAAUAUCUAGUGGGAAUCGAAUCUCGUACAGGUGAAGUAGAAUCAUUAUUGAAGUUUCGAUCAGAUGACGUCUGUUUUGUUGGAAUAUGGGGGAUCGGUGGCGUCGGGAAGACAACUGUUGCAAGAAAACUUUUUGACCAGAUUUCUCAUCAAUUUCAAGGGUCUUGUUUUCUUGCUAAUGUUAGAGAAGAAUCAAAGAAACAUGGGAUGAUGUACUUGCAGAAGACACUUCUUUCAAGACUCUUAAACGAAAAAUCAAUGAAUAUAGCGAGUUUUUAUGAAGGAGCCGACAUGAUAAAAAGAAGGCUUUGCCACUGGAAAGUUCUAAUUGUUUUUGAUGAUGUAGAUGAUGGCCACCAAUUGGAAUAUUUAGUUGGAAUGCAUGACUGGUUUGGUAAUGGUAGUAGAGUCAUUACAACAACCAGAAAUGCAGAUUUACUUCGUUGCCACGACAAGUUAUAUUCUGUCCCUGAAUUGGCUAAACAUGAAGCUCUUGAACUUUUUAGUUGGCACGCCUUUCAGAAAAGGACUCCGGAUAUAGAGUUUUUUAAGCUCUCUAAGCUUGUAGUAGAUUACGCUAAAGGCUUACCCUUAGCUCUUAAGGUUUUGGGUUCUUUUCUCAACAAAAAAGGCAUAAUUGAGUGGAGAAGUGCAUUAGAUAGACUCAGAGAUACUGGAUAUGAGAAAAUUGUUGAGCAGCUUAGUUUAAGUCUAGAUGGAUUGAACCAUGAAGAGAAGAAUAUAUUCCUUGAUAUUGCAUGCUUCUUUAGAGGAAGAAAGAGAGAUGAUGUGACAACAAUAUUAAACAGUUUUGGAUUCCGAUCAGAGAUUGGAAUAGAUGCCCUCAUCCAAAAAUCGCUCGUAUAUAUUUCAGAAGGAAUGGUUGAGAUGCAUGAUUUGAUAGAACAAAUGGGUCAGCAAGUGGCACGUAAUGUUGACCAGGACAAGCCAUGGGAUCACAGUAGACUAUGGCAUGAACAAGAUAUAAAAACUGUUUUUUCCGUAAAUCAGAGGACAGAGUCAAUUAAAGGCAUAAUGGUACCGAUUGGCUCAGACCGACAUAUAUGCAAAUGGAGCAAAGCAUUCAGAAACAUGCCUUGUCUUAGGUUACUCAUUGUCAAAGGGGAGGAGGUCCGGCAUCAUGACCCGAUAUGUGACCGUAUUGAUUGUGUCCCCAGUAACUUGAAAUGGCUGGAUUGGUCAUACUACAGUUUUGAAUCUUUACCAGCAGAUUUUGAACCAGGAAACCUUGUUGGGCUCAAUAUGACUUUUAGUUCUCUCGUUGAAAUUUUCAAGGAGCCAAAGGCAUUUGACAAGUUGACAAUCCUCAAUUUAAGUUUUUCAGGAAAUUUACUCCGAACACCCAAUUUUUCGGAGACUCCAAAUCUGCAGAGGAUUAUCCUGAAAAGUUGUGUAAGCUUGGUAGAAAUUCAUCCAUCCAUUGGAAAUCUCAAAAAGCUUACCUUUUUUAAUAUGGAGAACUGCAAAAAUAUCAAGUCUUUACCAAGCAGUAUUCAAAUGGAAUCUCUUGAAAGCUUCAACCUCUCGGGUUGUGAGAAAUUAGAAAAAUUUCCCGAAAUUCGGGGGAAUAUGGAAUUGCUAUCAGAGCUCCUUCUGGCACGUACUGCAAUUUGGGAAUUGCCCUCAUCAAUAGGACAGCUCAGUGGUAUCAGCUUGCUUGAUUUGCGUUCAUGUCAAAACCUUGUAAGACUCCCAGCCAGUGUCUCUGAGAUGAGAAAACUGAAAUUUUUGACUCUGAAAGGCUGCUCAAGACUUGCAAACUUUCCUGAAAAUCUAGGUGAUCUAAACCAGUUGGAGGAGCUCUAUGCUGGUAACACUGCCGUUUGGCAACUACCAGAUUCUAUUGGAAACUUAAGCAAACUUAAAGUCCUAUCAUUAAGAAGAGGGCGGAAGGUAAAGCGUCAAUCUGCUCACAGUUUGAUAUUACCCUGGGUGUUUCAUGGUUUGAGGGAAUUGAAAAGCUUAGAUCUCAGUGGAUGCCAUUUAUGUGAUAACCAAGCUCCUUCUCUUCUUAACUUUCCUUCUUUAUUGGAGCUGAAUCUGAGCAGAAAUAAGUUUAUUUCUUUACCUGACAUAUUCAGCCGACUUUCUCACCUUCGAUAUCUCAACAUAACACACUGUCAUGAACUUAAGAAGCUUCCCAAACUUCCGCUGAGUAUAGAGGAAUUAUAUGCAGAAGAUUUUUUGGCCAAACAAAGUAUUGCAAAGCUGCCAAUGUACCCUCGGUUGAAUUUGGUGUCAUUCACCAAUUAUAGUUUUGAUCAACAAUCUUAUAGAGAGGAGAGCAAUGGUAGCUCAGUUUUGGAUGAGAUCUUCAGUUUGUUUCUCUCAAACAAUAUGGAUGAUGUGAUCCGCCCCUCUCUGAACUCUGAUCACAAGGUGACUUGUUCCAUUGUCUUUCCUGAACGUGCAAUUCCCACUUGGUUCAAGCAUCAGAGUGUGGAAGAAAGGUUCUUGUUCAAACUGCCCGUUAAUUGGCACAGUGAUAAGUUCAAGGGUUUUGCUAUAUGCUGUGUGACUCUCAUGGGAGCAGGUGUCUGCAAUCCUGAUUCAGGGCUAUCUGAGAAGUAUGACUAUGCUUUCAUCAAAGCCAAAUUGAUAUGCAAUGAUCAUUUGAAAGACCUAAAAGCGAUAGAGAAAGAAUGUAAAGUGGGCACGGCAUCUAGAACGUAUGGCUGGUGUGUUUGUUUUGCCUACAUACCAUUGUAUGCUUCACUGCAGGUGUCCGGCACAGAUUUUGGGAACAUUAACCAGUAUGACUUAUUUGAGGCAUCUAUCCAUGGGCGCAUUGUGAGACAGUGGGGAGUUCAUUUGAUCUAUGAGGAUGAAAGGAAUUUUUUGAGAGCAAACUGCAAGAGUAGUUUGUUUGAGGCCAUGACAGCUGAAUAGAUACUAAAUUGAGGUUAAGAAUAGUAAGAGAUCAUCUGCAAAUCUGAGCUGAAUGAUAUUCAGCUUCUUACACCUGGCGUGAUACUGAAAUUCUGGGUUGUUCUUCAGUAGCUUAAGUAUUCUAGCAAGGCAUUCCAUUGCUAAAAUAAACAAAUAAGGAGAGAGUGGGUCUCCUUGUCUUACUCCUCUCUUUGCAUUAAAAGGUAUAGUAGGGGAUCCAUUGACUAGUAUAGAGUAUGAAACUGUCUUUACACAAGUCAUUAUCCAGGAGACAAAUUUAGCAGGAACGGUUAAACCUUGUAGUACUUGUUCCAGGAAAAUCCACUCUAUGGAGUCGUAUGCUUUCUGCAUGUCUAUUUUUAUCAUACACCUGGGAGAUAUUGCACUAUUAUAUACUAUAUAUAAUAUGAUUUGUUAUAUACCUUGUACUUUUUUAGGUAUAUUUUCAUGUACUUUUCUUAUAUCAUAUACCAUAUUUCUAUUUACCAUACACCAUAUAUUUUCAUGUACUUUUCUUAUAUCAUAUACCAUAUUUCUAUUUACCAUACACCAUAUAUUUUAUUCAAUAAUUUCUUUCAGUCAAAAAAAAAAUUGCAGUAGUCAUCAAUUGAAAAUAAAAAAAGAAGAAUAAAGAGGAGGAAAUGAAAGAUUUUUUUUAAAUGGUAGAUAGAAUAUGGGAUUUGAAGUUGAUUUUGUUUUGUUUAUUUGGAAAAUUACAUUCUCUCUCAUGCCCUUUUCAUAGAUUUUGGGAGAGGGGGAUAUGAUUUUGAAAGAAAAAGAAAGUAAAAAGUGGAUAUGCAUUAAUGGCAGUAAGUAGUAACUCCUAAAAUUAAGUUGUAUAGAUAUUUUAGGAAUGUAAACGUUGUCCUUUUGUAAUUAAAAAGUUAAAACUUUGAAUAAGUAGUAUUUAUAUAAUUUUUAGAAAGUAGUUGUCAUUUUUUCAAUUACCAUUUUAAAAAAUUGUAUUUGUGUGUUUUUUCAAUAAUAAUAACUAAUAGAGCAGCCCAAACGCUUUAGCUGUGCUCCAGUCUGUUGACUGGUUCAUGCAUCAAUCACACUUCAAAUUUGAUUAUUAUGCUUAUAAAAUUGAUUGUUUUACAUAGCCAACCCUCUUGUGCAUAAUUAGACCGAGUACUUGAGAGCUAAGGCUUCUAAUUUGUGAGAAAAUCUCUCUGGUUGUAGUGAGAGCCACAGCUUAGAUGUUCAUUUAUCCAUCCAAAUCCCAACCACCGAUGUUUGUUUAAAGAAAUUGGUGGUUGGAUUUAUUUACUUGGUUGGAUUUAUUUACUAAAUUUUGAGGAAGUUGCAUCUCAAAUUUGAGCUCAUUUGAUUGAGAAUUGAAGGAGAUAGCCUCAAAUUUUUUUAGCAUUCUUCUCGGAGAAGAAGAUGAAAUUGGGGCUGGGUCCAGGCGGGUUGGGUCAUGGAAGGAAUUGGGUAAUUUUUUUAAAAUCGGGUAAUUUAAUUUGAUUUGAGAUUUCUAUCCAAAUAGGGGUACAGGUGUAAACUUUGUUGACUACAGAAGUAUAUUUGUUGACUUUCACUAAUGGAGGAUAACGUUGGCUAAUAAAAUAAAAUAAAAUAAAAUAGAGGGGUAUAUUUGACUCUUUUCCUUAAAAUAAAUUUAACCUUAAAGUCUACCUGAUAGAAACUAAACGUCCACCAAAAUAGAUAAGGGACCAGGUACCUUAUCUGUUCCCUUAAGUAAAAACAAAAAUUAAAAAAGACAAGAUGCUUAUGUGGAAAACUCCUUACUCAAGGGAUUAAAAACCCUCGACCUACACUGGUAGGAUUUCCAACUUCACUAACUGAGCAACGUUUUUCAUAUUACAAGCCUUUUGCAACCAAGGAAUUAGGCCACUAAUCUCUUCCCUUACAAUAACUUUAUUGCAAGCACUCACUUGCCUAACUCUAGCCAAGAACCAAACUAAUUCAACUACCUCUAGCUGAACUUCAACUCACCAUAACUAACCAUAAUUAGGCGUCUACACAAAAAGCUUAAUAAACCAAACACCUACAAAAGCCCUUCUUAAAAGAAGUGUAAAUUUACAAUAUUUAGAUCAAAAGAUAAAGACUAAAACAACCUAGGACUUAAGACAUCUUCAGUGUUGGGAUCUGGUCUUUGGAGUUAUAGUCUUGAUCUUGAAAGCUCUGAGAAAACAGUGGCGACUACUCUUUUCAACAAUGAGAAUAAUAUGUUUUUAAGUGCUAGGUCAAACAAAUGCUGACAUGUUGUUUAUGUAGGGGACCAAUGAGAGCAUAUGAGUGGCAUGUGAUAUAGAUAGAGACGUUGCAAUGAACCGUUUUUCUCGUUGUGGCUCUGCAAGUCGGAACAGUGCCACAGCUUUACAGUUGUCACAUUCAUACAGUGCCCAGGGGAACUGAUAAGUGACCUGGUCCCUGAUGCAUAUGUCGAUCAUCAAAACUCAUAACUCAUCAAUUUCUCCCUUUUUGAUGAUGAAAAACUCGUCAGAGAUGUUUCCUCGAAGAACCAGGUCCCCCGUGCAGAUUUGACCCCAUCAAUAUGCAGCAUAUAAUAUUCUCAGUCCUUUUGCGUAUACCAAUACAUCACAUUACACAUUUUCCCCCUUUUGGCAUCAUUGAAAAAAGACAAACACAAGCAUUGAGAAGUUCAGAGACAUUAACUCAGGCCACUUGGGCAACUCAGUAUGAGUACUAACAGAAAUAGCAAAGCAACAUGGAGGAAAACAUAUGCAGAAAUCAGAGAAUUGCCAAUCAAACGAAAUUUAAGGACAAAACACAGUAAUCAAUUCAACACACACAUACUAAAUUAAUUGUCAAAGCACCAAUAUCAAAGAAAGAAGUUUAGGAAUUUGGGCGAGAAAAAAAACUAGGGUUUGGCAGGGUUUGAUGGGUUGACAGGGUUGAAAGCUUUGAACACCAUGUCUAGUCUAGCAUCUGCAGCUUAGUGAUUAGCCAAGAGUUGCUCCUGGAGCUCGGCAACUUUCUUCGUGAGACUAGAAUUAACCUUUCACAACUCUGCAAUGUCUUUCGCUGUAUCAUCACUGUGACCAGGUCUCUCCACCAUCAUUCUGGUGAUUUCAGCCUUCAACAAGGUGUUCUCAACCUGCAACCUCUCAACAUCAGCCAAGAUUUUCUCAUUUGCUUCAAUCUGACCCAAUAUAGUGGAUGUGGUCCCUGCUCCUCCCUUCUUUGGGACACAUUCACACUCCUCUGAGGUGGACAUAGAGAACAUUUGCUUCUUAGUCCCUUUGGAAGCUUUAUGUAACGACCCUUCCGGUCGUUAUGGAAAAUAUAGGAUCACCCCACCAAAUAGAGUCUUUCCAAGGCUAGAAUGAGCCAGUAGAACUCGAUUUUGUAAGCUUAAGAGCUGAAACUUGACUUGCUUAUAAUUGUUGUUUAAUUUUGAUUGAGUCUGUCAGGGGGUGACGUAGGAAAUUAGAACUCCAUUGGGAAUUCCGAAGCCAUAGGUGGAUUUGUAUGAUGUUUUUAUGUCUAUGUGCAUGUUUUGUUUGUGUUUGUGAGGCCUCGGAUGAAAUGUUGAGUGAAAGGGGGGAAAACUGGACAAAAAAUCGAGCUCACUGGCCAAAUGGCACCGCUGUGGCAGUGGGAGUACCACUGCAGCGGUACCGCUGUAGCGGUGGGUGGACCGUUGCCAGCGGCCAUCCAUAGCGGUGAGCGGAUUCCUUUGGGUCCGGUAUAGCUGUCACUUGGCCGCUAUAGCGGGACCGCUAUAGCGGGACCGCUGUAGCGGUCGACGGAAAACAGUAGCUCGUGUUUUAAACACUUAGUCUCACAUUCUUUAUUCAUAAAACACCAACAUAGUUUCCCACAAGCACCUAGGGUGAAAUUCCAAGUUAGGGCAAGAAAACUCUUGAGAGAUAAGUCUCAUCUAUCCCUUUCUGUCAUUCCAUUUCGCCUUCACGAUUGUCAUCCCUUUUAUGGGUCUUCCAUGGUGAAAUUUGUAAUAGUAACCCUAGAAUUAAAAAAAAAACCUUCUAAACUUGUUGGGUUUUAGUGGUUAUCACUUAUUUAUCAUCUAAUGGCUUGGGUUAACUGCUCUUAAUCAUGAAUUGAGUCCUUAGAGCCAUAAACUAAGUGAAUUGAGACCUAGGUUCUAUAAAAAUGGUAACUUGACCAUGAAAACUGCUUGUUGUGGGAAUGUUGAUAUAAUAUUAUUAUAAUUUGAUGAUUAAUGAUUACUAAGGCCCUUCAUAGGUCGCUUUACACCUAGGAAAUCAUUCACCCAUUGGAAUGGGGGAUAAAGGGAAGGGUAAUCUUGAAUUGGUAACUGUGACUAGAGUAUGUGUGACUCAUUGAGCCUUCUAUUUCUAGACUUUGAGCGUUCCGAGGCUUUGAGGAAGAGAAAAGCUGUAGCGGAAAGUCUAGUGGUCCGAGGUUGGAGUCUUAUCUAGGGCUCUUUUUUUUU